Messenger RNA from Trichoplusia ni (cabbage looper), 6688 nucleotides. RefSeq lists its product as uncharacterized. NCBI's taxonomy places the organism in Eukaryota, Metazoa, Arthropoda, Insecta, Lepidoptera, Noctuidae. The transcript has 16 exons. The coding region runs from base 508 to 3408 and encodes 966 amino acids. The record is from RefSeq and is a predicted model, not a curated record.
UUUAGUUUUUCCCUCUCAGUUUACCCUUGCGUAGUCUUGGAUAAAAAUUUCAAACGGUUGUUUUCAAUAUUAGGUAACCAGUUGAUUUAUCGUGAUAUGUAUUAUUUUUGCCUGUUAGGGUGACAAAAAUAGCACUCAGCUGUGCUAUUAGAUAGCAGCUUAUUUUGUAAUCAUCGCAAUGUUCUACAAAUAAAAUAAUUCAAAAUUAUUAGGUAACCGUUGAAAAAUGAACAUGCGAUAAUGGUAAUAACCACUAAGUUAAAGGACUUGUUCAGAUUCGUAAAAUGUUCGCUGAAAUUUGUUUGGAAUCAUAUAACGACACCAUGCCCUAUGUUCGGUGACGGAAGCCACGAAACCUGUUACGAUAUCACUUAACUUUUGGACAGUAAAUUGUUCUAUCAUGUGACUUUAUGUGAUUCAAGUGUGUAAGUAAAGAAGUGCCUUAAGUAAUUUGCCGCUAUAAAAAUAUUAUAGGUUUGGCCAAACAACACAUGCACAUGCUGUUCAAUGGAUACCGAAAAAAAAUUGAUCUCGAAUUUAAAGAAGAGCUGUCGCAAAAAUGAGAAGAAGAAAAAAAAUGAAGACGGCGUGUUAGAAGAAGUGUGCCAACAAAUGAGUAGGUUGGCGGAAGAAGAUGCUGGUGGCAGUGUCUCGACGAGUUCCACCGACAGCGAAGACUUGGUAAAUGCUAUUAACUACAAUACCAUCACAUCACUAGCAGCUUUAAAGGAUAUAAUCCAAGGCGACAGCAAUGACACUCCUGAAACGGACACGUUCUUUCAACACUACUUCAUGAAUCAUUGCAACAGCCUAUCGAGUCGCAACAACGCGCCUUUUCCGUUUCCGGAGCGCCGGAGGCUAUCACAAUGCCGGGAAGAAGAUGAAGACGAUGAAAAGAAAGAUAGCGAUAUUCUUUCUUCUACAAUAUGGAAAGAAAUUAGCUCUGAGAUUAUACAAGAAUCACAACCCGACAACGUCACAAAACAAAUAGAAACUGAAGAUCAGAAUGCCAAUGUCGUCAGUGACAUGUCAUCUGGUGAUAGCCAGGUUAUACCAGAUGGACAGGACCGUCCUAAAAGGACCGUGAUGGGUGCUCGGCAUAAGUUUUUGGUUACAACGACUGAGCCACCAACUACUGCCCCGCCAUUAAUAGAACGGGCAUUAAGAUCACACAUACAUAAUGCCCAUACAGUUCAUUUUGGGACCAAAGGCGCAGAAGAACAGCGGCCAAAUGUGCGGUCGAUUUUCGCAGGACAGAAUCUCCACCACGAUAAACAUUACUUUGACAGCAGUUUAAUAGAAAUUAGAUCUACCGUUGAUGGAACGCCCGCCAGUUCCGAGGACAUUUGGGUCAAAAGAGCGGAAGAUAAACCUAAAGUCGUGCCCACCAAAGAAGAACCUGCUGUUGUCAAACCGGAAGCUGCAAGUAUAAAAAGGGAUGUGCCUAAAGCGACGAAGAAGCUAGACGAAGUCAGAGCAAGAGCCGGAACUUGGGGUGCCGCUUCUGGAAGCAAACAAAAACCUACUCCUAAAAUACCCAAGCUUAAGGAAAAGGAUGUCCGACGUAACAGCGAUGACAGGCGGCAGAAACGCGAACAGCGUCUCGAUGCAGCGAUCACGCGCAGUACGCAGUCGGUUGGGGAGCGCAAGCGGCGCGGCUCCAACGACGAUGGCCAGGCGCAUCCUAUGUACCAGCAGACCAUACAUGGAACCUCCGGAGUGAGUAGUAGACCUGCUCUCUUUGAUAUUCGGAAGACGAAGACUCCGCGCGGAGAAGUCAAGAAACAACCUUCCAUUAUACAACAGGUCAUGACUGCAGUUCAGAACAUCAAAAAAUCGAACACUCCUACCAAAGAUACAUCUAAAUCGGAGUCCAAAGCAGAGCCUGCCGUGGUCACGCCUGUGUUGAACACCAAAGAUGGCUCAGCGCAUCCACAUCCCGGCAGCGACACGCGGUAUUACCACACGGUAACUGCGUCGCCGUCCCGUCGUCCGAGUGCGAUGUCCAAAGUGAUGGAUUUGUUCCGCGGCCGCGCGUCCGUGCCUGGUCAAAGCGUACCAAUAGAGGGCGCUGAGAAGCGAAAAGCGAGGGCGUUAGCUCACCAACAACAGUAUGCUACAGGUGCGCACCUACGCAAGGCAUCAUCACAAGAGGCGCGCCGGUCUUCGCUAGGUCACGUGCCCACCAUAAGACAUCGCGCGUCGGACGCCUUCCUCGAUCCGCACCAUGCCGCCAUUUUGUUCCGGGAUUCACGAGGGUUGCCCGUGGCUGAUCCGUUCCUGGAAAAAGUCAGCCUUUCCGACUUGGAGGAAGAUGAGUCCCAGAUAUUCGUCAAGUUCUUCAAGUUCCACAAGUGCUACGACCUGAUACCGACCUCUGCGAAGCUGGUGGUGUUCGACACGCAGCUCCUGGUCAAGAAGGCAUUCUUCGCUCUCGUUUAUAACGGCGUCCGCGCCGCGCCCCUAUGGGACUCACAGAGGCAGAAGGUCGUGGGCAUGCUCACCAUAACAGACUUCAUCAAGAUCCUGCAGAUGUACUACACGAGUCCCAACGUCGCUAUGGAAGAGCUCGAAGAGCACAGACUCGAGACUUGGCGUCAAGUCCUAAAAGGCUCAGUGAUGCCGUUGGUGUCGAUCGGGCCGGACUGCUCCCUGUUCGAGGCGAUCCGGAUGCUGAUCACCAACCGCAUCCAUCGGCUGCCGGUCAUCGACCCCGAGACUGGCAACGUCUUGUACAUCCUCACGCACAAACGUAUCCUACGUUUCCUGUUCUUAUAUAUAAAUGAGUUGCCAAAGCCGUCGUACCUUCAAUGCAAGUUGCGCGACCUUCGCAUCGGCACGCUCAACGACAUAGAGACGGCCACUGAAGACACGCUGAUCAUCGACGCGCUGCGCAAGUUCGUCAACCGUCGCGUGUCCGCGCUGCCGCUGAUCGACGCGGACGGACGGCUCAAGGACAUAUACGCCAAGUUUGAUGUCAUAAAUUUAGCAGCUGAGAAGACGUAUAACAAUCUGGACGUGACCCUAAAGACAGCCAACGAACACCGCAACGAGUGGUUCGAGGGCGUCCAAAAGUGCACCCUCGAUGAAACACUCUACGAUGUCAUGGAAAGGAUAGUGCGAGCUGAGGUUCAUCGUUUGGUAGUAGUCGAUGAGAACGACAAAGUGAUCGGCAUUAUAUCGCUGUCCGAUCUGCUGAUGUACCUCGUGUUGCGGCCCACGGGCGAGUGCGGAGCGGGCGGGACUAGUCUCCGCAACGAGCACGCCUCCAUCGAGGAGAAGGACGAGAACACGAGUCCAGAGGGCGAACAGGCCGCCGACACCGGGACCGGACCUCCUGAGGGCUUCCAAGACGAAGCUGCCGCCCUCAGCCCCGCCGAUGGAGACCAACAGACUCACCAAGAAUGAUUUACUCGUAUCGUUAUUUAAAAAACCGUUUAAAACCUGAGCAGGCGACACGAUUUGUAUUAAAAUACCCUUUUUGAUUGAUUAUUUACAUGCAGCAAACAUUAUUGGCACUGCCUUGCUGAGCGCAGUAACUAGGAUAGGCGGUCUUGUCUGCUUGACGAACAAAUUUACGUCGUCUACUCAGGGUCUGUGUUCAGUAUAAACGCUUAUUUUUAGUAUAUACGAAACCUGGAAAUGGUUCUAUUUUCACACCAUGUUUUUUUGUCGAUCUUAUGCCGCCAACAAGUCUAAAUGAAAAUAAUGAGAUGAUACAACAGCCAUCGUUCAAGAUUUACACUUGAACACAUUAAAAAGUUUCGGUUUUAGUAUAUACCAAUAAUAAUAUUACAAAUAAUCACAUAGCCGUCAUCAUAUUUAAGUAUAUCACAUAAAUAUCAAUGUUCAUUCAAAUAAAACAUUUACAAUAUAACUUAUUAAAUUAAUGAUACGAUACAGUAAAAUAAUUCGUGGUAGGGUCAAGCGUCGAUAGUGAGUGCCAACAACGGUAUUGUGAUUUCGUUAUGAGUUUCUUAGUUAUAUAAAGCUUGCGUUUUGCGAGCGCGGUUUAUUUAAGUCUGCAUUUCCAUUUAAUUAAACUGUGUAGCAGUAGCAACUAACCAGUGUAAGUGGUGGGAUAGUUGACUGUCGGGGAUUGAUCCUCGACAUGUGGCGACAUCAGCUGGUGAGCUGGGAACACGGACGGAUCGAGAAGACCUCGCUUGGGUCAGCGCCUAGAACACACGUCUCUUACAAAUUAUUGUACCUAAUACCCCCACUGGAAACACAGUCCCGCAUUAAUGCUUAUAAAACACCCGAACAUAUUGGGCUUUUGAGGUAGAUCAAUAUGUUUGGGUGUUUUAUUCACGGUAGAUAUAGAAUAGGUACAAUCAUUAGUAAGAGACAGCCGCGGACAAGCGAAGUCUCCUCGAUCCGUCCGUGUUCCGGGGAAUGCGCCGGCGCAUUUCAAGGAUCAAUCCCCGACAUUGACUGAGUUUGAAAUGCGACUUGAGGCGUUACAGUUGACUUGGCAAAAGGAUUUAGAUAUUGCUUUCAGUCCAUUUAAUUUAAUAAAAUUCUAAACAAAUUGGCCUAACUGAUUUUGGAACGUUUUUACGUUUGGCUAACAUUUAUUUACAGUUUGAAGCGUCAUUAUACUUUAAUACAAUUUAUUUUAAAAUACCAUGAGUGAUCAUUGUUUUUUUUAAGUAUUUCCAAAAUUAAAGUGUAUUUGUAAAUCUUGCAUGUAGUUGAACUCAUGCUAUCAAAGUCCACUUUGUCAUGUUAAUAUUCCGAAGCCCGAUUUAUUCUUAGCAACCGUAUGUGAUCGAUCACUUUCAUAAGAUGGUUGUGAUUUUUUUAACUGUUUUCAUUUCACUAAUGGAUUUUGAUAUGUUUUUUUUUUUCAGUUUCAUUUUUGAUAUGUACUUUAUGUGUCUAUUCCAUUGUUUGUAUGAUAUUGUGUUUCCCCGUGUAAUGUGAUCCCUACGGGUUUCCUUUUUUGGCAGAAUCUAUGAGAUCCGAAUUGAAUUUGGCUUAACGAAUAUUUUCAUUGUUUUUAGGCAAAUGUAGAUUCAUCAAAAUUUAAAUUUGCUCUCACAAAAAUAUAUUUUAGCUUUUUGAGUAAAAUUUCACUUGGAUAUUCUGGUCAUAUAUACGAAACUGAUUUGGUUACCGAGUCGAUUGGUAAAUGAUAACAUUAUCAUUAAACCAUUAAGUUUACAACCAAAGACAUCCACGAACGUUUCGCCACCACACCUCUCCGUCAGUGAAUGCAGAAUUUUUGGACCAAUAACUUUUCACCCAAAGAAUAAUUGGUCGACGAAAAGCUAAUGGUUCAUUCGUGGACCAAUCGACUUUUAGUCAACCGUUUCAGUUCAAAAUUUUAAUUCAAUGAUUUUCUUUAAAAUUAUGUUUCUUUAAUCCAAAAAUUACAAAAAAAAAUCUGCUGUAAAAGAUAGACCCGGUUCUCUCCAUACUCCUUAAUCUUACUACAGAUUGUUGUAGGUUUAAGUUGGAUAAACAAUACAUGUGCUCGCAUAGCGGGCGUAACUCCAAUUUCAGGAACAUAUCUAACAACCAUACUAAGAUAGUAAUAAGUUUUGUAAUAUUAUAUUGUGCAUUCUCUCAGUACCUAGCCACCAAACAGUACUGUUAUUGCAUCUUACGAUAGUGUUAAUUUAUCAAAGGUGUUGUUGGUAACAGAUGUAGGUUCACACAACCUGAGCGACGAGAAUUUUACAAAUUGGUGUUUAGUAUGAUGCCAAGUAUAGUCGAUACUUCGUGACAAAACAAUUUUGUUGCUUACAUAAGAGCACAACAACUCAUGGUAUUUGUCGUUGUGUACCCGACAUCUGUCGCAGACCGCAUUCGUGAUUCAGUGUGUGAUGUUUUAAAUGUCAGGGCGUAGAUACAUGGAAUUCCUUGUAACCUCAUCAUAUUAAUCAAGUAGUUAUUUAAAUACAUGUAACUCAUAUUAUAUUACCCGUAUUAAAUUCGAUGUUAAAUGUUUAUGAUUAGCAGAUGUAAUCAUUCUAACUUCAUGUUUAAAUGUAAUACGUAGUUUGCAGAAAUUCCCUAUAAUUAUAAAAAGUGUCCACAAAACUAACGCCUCUUUUAGUAUAAAUAUUUUAUUGUUUGAUAGUAAUUAUUCGAAACUUGGAUUGUCAGAGCUACGAAGAAAAUCGUUAUGAACAAUUUUUCUGGUAUUAUACAUAUUGUUGAAAAACGUUUUGAUUUUUUUUUGGUCAUUUAGAAGUCUACAAAAGUAUUCAUGUAGAAAUAAACAAUUGGCUGUUCAAAUCAAUUAUGUAGCGUAGUAUUUUAAACAUUUUAAUAUAUUUAAAAUUAUUUUUGGAGAACUAAAUUUAUGUGUAGGAUAAGUGGUGAUGUUUAAAACUGUCGAUUCGACUUAUUACUAACAAACAAAUUAAUGUGUACCGAUGCUUCCCGUAAGUAUUAUAAAAUUGUGUUAUUAAUUUAUGAGUAGAGUAACUUAAAGUAUUGAUUCUAUCUGUUAUAAAUGUUGUAUUAAUAAAUUCAGACAAACAUCUUGUGAAAACAUUGUAUCUGAAAGUUUUAAGAAUUUUCUAGAUAUAUAUGACAAACCAUUGUGUAUAUAAUACGUAGUUCCAAAUGAAAUGAUACACAUUUCUUCUUAAUGUUACUUGUUUGAUGUUUGAGAGAAGAAAGCGCACAUGAUACGGCAUUAUGAGGUUUAGAAAUAAAACAUUGAUUCUGUCGC